Messenger RNA from Cucurbita pepo subsp. pepo (vegetable marrow), 1314 nucleotides. RefSeq names its product ankyrin repeat family protein. NCBI's taxonomy places the organism in Eukaryota, Viridiplantae, Streptophyta, Magnoliopsida, Cucurbitales, Cucurbitaceae. The record is from RefSeq and is a predicted model, not a curated record. Gene Ontology annotation, cellular component: nucleus; cytoplasm. Gene Ontology annotation, molecular function: protein-arginine N-methyltransferase activity; protein binding.
CUCGGUUGCUUUGCUGACUGCUGAGUACAGUUUGACGGAGUGCGAGAUUACUGCGUCGAGGAUUGCUUGGAAGAUCAUGGACGAGUGCGAGCAACUGAGUCUGGCGGCGCGGGGCGGCAACGCCGACAAACUCCGAGCUCUGAUAGAUUCCGGAGCUGAUGUUUCUGCUUUCGACGCUGAGGGCCUUACCCCUCUUAUGCACGCAGCCAAGCAUGGCCAUGCCGACGUUGUUAAAGUCCUUCUGGAAGCUGGUGCGCCAUGGAAUGCGCUCUCUCCUUCCAAUCUUUCUGCUGGGGAUUUUUCUCUCGAGGCUGGUCAUCAGGAGGUCUUCCAAAUCCUUCUUAAUGCGGGGAUUCAAGCCGAAUUGGUUCUUGGGACCAUUGCUAGGAAAGAAAGCCAGAAUGAUGUAUGCAAUGGGGAGUACUUGGAAGAUAGAGUUACUUUUAGUGAAGAUAAGGUGAUGGAUGCUGAAAGCAAAGCUGUCAUGAUGGCUUGGGAAAAACCAUUGAUGGAAGCUCAUGCUAAGGCUAUUUGCAUGGGUGGUGGUCACAUACUGAACGUUGGAUUUGGAAUGGGCCUAGUGGACACAGCCAUUCAACAAUACUCCCCCACUUCACAUACAAUUGUUGAGGCUCACCCAGAGGUUUAUAAACGCAUGAUUGAAACUGGUUUGGCUGAUAAGAACAAUGUGAAAAUUAUAUUUGGUCGUUGGCAAGACGUCCUGACUCAACUCGAAUCUUAUGAUGGUAUUUUCUUCGAUACGUAUGGAGAAUACUAUGAAGACUUGAGAGAGUUCCACCAACAUCUUCCUAAAUUGUUAAAGCCUGGGGGAAUCUACUCAUUUUUUAAUGGUCUUUGUGGAGGUAAUGCAUUUUUCCAUGUUGUUUAUUGUAAUAUAGUUUCUCUUGAACUAGAAAAUCUGGGCUACUCCACCCAAUUCAUUCCCUUACCCGUCAAGGAUUGUUUGGAGGAAGAAGUCUGGAAAGGAGUUCAGCACAAAUAUUGGCAACUUGAUACAUAUUACCUUCCUGUUUCUCAGUCUGCUCAAGACUCCGAAUCAUGAAACCCUUCUUGUUACCAUUUACAUCCAUUUCUUGUACCCUAGAGAAUUUGAAGGAAUCAUAUUCUAUUUAUCUAUAACCCUUGCUCCUUUAGGCUGAACAUGAUUUUUCUAUUAAUUUUCUCCAAAAGUUAGUCAGAUGAGGACAAUGUGUGAAUCUUACGCACUUGAAAUUAGUCUCUGCUUGUGUCUGUAAUGACUGAAGGAAAAUAUUGACCACGGAAAUUGAAGUUAAGAUAUAUUGUUUUUUUGCU